AUGGCCGAGGAUGUCUACAUCACAGACCAAUGUCGUAAUUUGGAGUUUGGACCUGAGAAGGCGUUUGAAGGGAAACGCCUCGUAAACCACACAAUUCGCACCGUAGAAAUAACAGUUUCCAGGUUCUGUGAAAACUUGUGUUACAUGGAGCCCUACUGCGUCAGCGUUAAUCUUUAUACACGGGCAGAUGGAAAAGGAAACUAUAAAUGUGAACUGAACAAUGCUACUCAUGAAGGACACGAAGAAAAGUUGAUAGACCAAAAAAUGUUUUCUUAUCACGCAGCUGAGAGCAAUUGUGUUCAAAAUCCAUGUAACAACAAUGCUACUUGUCAAAGUGGAUUUACUACGAAAGGUUAUCGGUGUCUGUGUAUCGCUGGAUUUGAGGGUCCACUUUGCGAAAGAGAAAUUAAUGAAUGUGUUCGUGGACUACACAAAUGCAGCUCUGAUGCGUUUUGCAACAAUACUAAAGGUUCAUAUAAUUGCACAUGCAAACAUGGAUUCACGGGAAAUGGACGAGAAUGUAGAGACAUCGACGAGUGUGUCGCAAGGUCACACUCUUGCAGCCCUGAUGCCUAUUGCAACAAUACAAAGGGGUCUUUCAACUGUACAUGUAAACCUGGAUUCACUGGGAGUGGAAGAGAAUGCAAGGGAGCUAACUCGUGUAAAGAAAUUUUUUUAUUCAAACGAUCAAGUAUGAGUGGUGUGGUUACCCUUCUUGUUGACUCGAAACCAUUGUCCGUUUUUUGUCACAUGGGAAAUUUUGGGUGUGGAGUUGGAGGAUGGACGCCAGUCAUGAAGAUUAACGGAAAUGAGACCACCUUCCAUUAUGACUCGCAGUAUUGGAGCAAUUACGAUGAAUACAACCGCCUCGGUGGAGAGACUGGGUUUGACAAACAGGAAACAAAGCUACCCACCUACUGGAACACCCCCUUCUCCAAAAUAUGUCUCGGAAUGAAGAUCGGCCAACAGCUCGGGUUCAUUGUCAUCAACAAGCGAGCUGACUCUCUGCACUCACUGAUUGCCGAUGGCCGAUACCGCGCCACCUUACUGGGUCGUGAGAAGUGGAAAGAGUUGACUGGUUCCCAAGGCUCAUUACAGUACAACUGCAACAAAGAAGGGUUCAAUGUCGUUUGUACUAAGAAAAAACAUUCUAAAGCCAGAAUUGGUAUUGUUAGCAACGGCGGGAAAAAGUGUGACUCGUGUGACUCAAGAAUCGGAUUUGGCACGGGAGGGAGCCCUGACAAUUCAAACACGUGCGGUAACGAGGCCGGUGUUUCUCCAGAUAAUGGAUACAAACACAUCAAAGCCAUGGGAUACAUCUUGGUACAAUAAAUAUGGCUCAGUUUUCGCAAAAAAACACUUAUAACAAGCCCAAUAGUCAUUAUACAGAUUUUUCCUGUUUCCUCGGAUAGGGACUUAUAUCCGUGUAUAACUUUGGUUUUACCCUAGAUCAAUCUCUAGCCAUUCUUUCUACUAAGUCUAGAAAGGUAAAUUUGAGAUACCAAGUUGAACAUUCCUUCAUGUAAAACGGCAUAUCAAACAGCAUUCAAAUAUUCUGAUAACAAAGGUGUCCAACUCGCUUACUUUAUCGUAGAAAUUAUUAUUGGCCAGUAAUGUUUUCCAUUAUUAUCCUAAAAUUUCAGACGGUGUAUCCUUUGAGGAAGAGAUGGACGGGUCAAAAUCUCUCCCACUGCAUUUGGAUUGUUAUGUGUAUCACUAUAAACUUUAAAGGAAAUGAAC
Molecule: messenger RNA, 1740 nt
Organism: Pocillopora verrucosa
Lineage: Eukaryota; Metazoa; Cnidaria; Anthozoa; Scleractinia; Pocilloporidae
Source: RefSeq, a predicted model, not a curated record